Molecule: messenger RNA, 1155 nt
Organism: Aureobasidium vineae
Lineage: Eukaryota; Fungi; Ascomycota; Dothideomycetes; Dothideales; Saccotheciaceae
Source: the annotation of a GenBank genome assembly
AUGGCAAACUUCAUGAUGGGAUCUACCUGGUUCAAGGGCGACUAUAUCAGAGAUACAAUGGUUAUGAAACUUCCAUUCGGACUUGCCAAUGAAUUGAACGAAACCUUUGAGCCUUUUACAGAGAUUAUGGGUCUCGGCUACUCGAGCAACAUGCCUCACUGGAGGCUUGUCCAAGCUAGUGCCAUCUCUUCACGUCUCUACAGUAUUUACCUUAACAAACUGGAUCAAUAUGGCUCGAUCCUGUUCGGUGGAGUUGACACCGCUAAAUACCAGGGCCCAUUGACCACACUCAACUUCUUGCAUUCGCGCAACACGGGAAAGGUCGAUAAUUUCUACCUGCAUGUCAAGGAAAUCAAGAUCAAACCGUAUAACGAAUCAUGCCGGACUAUUUUCCGCUCUACCAACGACCACAAGAUCAGAACUAAACCAGAUACAGGAACCCCUGAUUGGCAACUACCGACAAGCGUGUACCAAGAGGUUAUCAGGCAUGCGGGCUGUGAGCCUUCAGAAGAAUCAUGGCCUGGAGUCCCUAAGGGAAAAUUCGUCAGACCGUGCAGUGAAGUGGCUCGAGGUAGCGCCAACACCGCUCAUUUUGAGGUCACCUUCGCUGGUAACGGAAGCAACACUGCCAGUCUACGCCUAGAGCUAGCCGAUCUGUUCUCUCCGAUCACGAAAAAGGAUGGCAGCGCAGCAACUGAUGAUUCUGGUCAACCGAUGUGCUGGCUACGAGUCACGCGGCAACCGUAUGACGGCCGAACCCGUUUGACAUCAAGUUCGGUCAUGCGAGCUGGAUUCUGGAUGUUUGAUCUGGAUAACGGUCAAGUGUCAAUGGCACAAGCCAACCUAGGAGCAAACUCAUCAAAUGUGGUUCAGGUCGAAGCUGACAAGGUCGAAGGUCUAAUGUCAGCUUCGGUGACAUAUGAAUUGUCGACCGCUACCAACAUUAUUGGCUAUGCUACAGGCACAGAGUCCUACCCAACACCAACGGGUAUAGGAUUGUACAAUCCUUCGAACGACCACAGUCCGCGUCGUAGUCGGAACAAUGCGCAUGUGCAUCUUUUUGAAAACACAGCUACUAUCGUGGGUCUUGAGGUUUCUGGCUUCUGGGUUAUCUGUGUUGCUGUUGUCGUGACGAUGGGUACUCUCGCCCUUUAG